AUGGCGAAUCUUGCAAACACCAUGGAGGCUAAUGCUGCUGUGACUCUGCAAGCUGUGCAGAGGUUUGGCCAACCGGCUGGGAACGGAAACGGGAGUGGCAAAGGAAACGCAAAUGACAAUGGUUCAUCCUCCAAGUUUCAGGGGAUCAACCAACCCCACCGAGAUGGACAAUUAGUUGCAGGCCAUGGAGCGUGCUUUACAAGCACAGCAUGUCCCGAACAACCAAUAUGUAGAAUUUGCUGCUUACAACUUGCGAGAGAGGCCCAGCAUUGGUGGCAAGUAGAGUGCCGCUUGUUACAGCUUCAGAAUGUUGACGUUCCAUGGGAUGUUUUCCAAACGGCCUUCUACAAGAAGUAUUUUCCGAAGUCUACAAGAGAAGCGAAGGAGAUGGAACUUAUGCAGCUGAAGCAAGAUUUCUUGUCUGUGGCGGACUACACAAGCAAGUUUGAGGAGCUUUGUAGGUUUUCAAGGGUGUGUCAGGGUGUCCCGGAGACCUAUGAAAGUUGGAAGUGUAUCAAGUAUCAAAGGGGCUUAAAGGAUGAUAUCAUGACUGCUGUGGCUCCUAUGAAGAUUCGGAUCUUCUCCGAGUUGGUGAACAAAGCGAGGGUGGUUGAGGAAUAUGCAAAGACAGUAGCCUCUCAAGGGACACUCAUGGAGGAAACUCCAAUAGGGAACGUGGCGAUUACCUUCCACCAAGGGGGCAAAGCUUUAAGAGAAAUGGGAACUUCGGAAAGGACAACGAUGCUCAGUUUCACCAUAUGA
Messenger RNA from Arachis ipaensis, 762 nucleotides. NCBI's taxonomy places the organism in Eukaryota, Viridiplantae, Streptophyta, Magnoliopsida, Fabales, Fabaceae. The record is from RefSeq and is a predicted model, not a curated record.